This is a messenger RNA of Salarias fasciatus (jewelled blenny), 3763 nucleotides long. RefSeq names its product fem-1 homolog b (gene fem1b). Gene Ontology annotation, molecular function: protein binding. The coding region runs from base 384 to 2267 and encodes 627 amino acids. The record is from RefSeq and is a predicted model, not a curated record. Lineage: Eukaryota; Metazoa; Chordata; Actinopteri; Blenniiformes; Blenniidae. The transcript is spliced from 2 exons.
UCCGGUCGGAAGGUGAAAAUCCGCCGUUGUUUCGGGAAUCUUCGGACUUCUCUUGGUGUUUUUCGGAGCGGAUUUUUACGGUUUUCGCUCUCACGGUGACCCGGUGGUCGGGUUUUAUCCGGGCACCCCGCGAGGGACCCGCUCGGUGUGUUUAGCGGGCUAGCUACCCGGCUGGACGGAGACCCGGGGGCUCGGAGGAGGACCGGGAGCACCGGAGGCUCGCAGGCGGACGUUGGACCGCCACAUUUCAGCCGCGGCCGGGGGGAAGAAGACGCAUUUUUUCAUGUGAUCGCGGCGGCCGGUCCGGACACUUUAAUGGGAGGCGGUUCGCUUCGGCGGAGAGGACAAAGAAAGCGGAGGUCCUGGCUGCCCGUCGGGCUCACAUGGAGUCUCUGGCCGGCUACGUGUACAAGGCGGCCAGCGAGGGCCGAGUCCUGACCCUGGCCGCCCUGCUGCUCAACCACUCCGAGGCGGAGACCCGCUACCUGCUCAGCUACGUGACCCAGCUGGCCGGCCAGAGGUCCACCCCGCUCAUCAUCGCGGCGCGGAACGGACACGACAAGGUGGUCCGGCUGCUCCUGGACCACUACCGGGUGAACACCGAGCAGACGGGCACGGUCCGGUUCGAUGGGUACGUCAUCGACGGGGCCACGGCGCUGUGGUGCGCGGCCGGAGCCGGACACUUCGAGGUGGUGCGCCUCCUGGUGAGCCACCACGCCAACGUCAACCACACCACCAUCACCAACUCCACCCCGCUGCGGGCCGCCUGCUUCGACGGGCGCCUGGACAUCGUGCGCUACCUGGUGGAGCACCGGGCCGACAUCAGCAUCACCAACAAGUUCAACAACACCUGCCUGAUGAUCGCCGCCUACAAGGGCCACGCGGACGUGGUCCGGUUCCUGCUGGAGCAGGGCGCCUACCCCAACGCCAAGGCGCACUGCGGCGCCACCGCGCUGCACUUCGCGGCCGAGGCCGGCCACCUGGAGAUCGUCAAGGAGCUGAUGUGCCGCCAGGCGGCCAUGGUGGUGAACGGGCACGGCAUGACGCCGCUCAAGGUGGCGGCCGAGAGCUGCAAGGCUGACGUGGUGGAGCUGCUGCUGGCGCACGCCGACUGCGACGCCCGCAGCCGCAUCGAGGCCCUGGAGCUGCUGGGCGCCUCCUUCGCCAACGACCGGGAGAACUACGACAUCCAGAAGACGUUCCAGUACCUGCACAUGGCCAUGGUGGAGCGCCACCGCGACCCGGACGCCGUCAUCGCCAAGGAGCUGCCGCCCCCCGUGGAGGCGUACGGCGGGCGCGGCGAGUGCCGGACGCCGCGGGAGCUGGAGGCCAUCCGGGCCGACCGGGACGCCCUGCACAUGGAGGGCCUGAUGAUCCGCGAGCGCAUCCUGGGCUCGGACAACAUCGACGUGUCGCACCCCAUCAUCUACCGCGGCGCCGUGUACGCCGACAACAUGGAGUUCGAGCAGUGCAUCAAGCUGUGGCUGCACGCGCUGCGCCUGCGGCAGAAGGGCAACCGCAACACGCACAAGGACCUGCUGCGCUUCGCCCAGGUCUUCUCGCAGAUGGUGCACCUGAAGGAGCCGGUGUCGGCGCGCGCCGUGGAGCAGGUGCUGGGCUGCAGCGUGCUGGAGAUCCGGCGCAGCGUGGCGCGGGUGGACGCCGCCGGCGAGGCCGAGCUGCCGCAGGCGCUGGACAACUACGAGUCCAACAUCUUCACCUUCCUCUACCUGGCCUGCAUCUCCACCAAGACCGCCUGCGGCGACAAGGAGCGCGCCGCCAUCAACAAGCACGUGUACGACCUGAUCCAGCUGGACCCGCGCUCGCGCGACGGCUGCUCGCUGCUGCACCUGGCCAUCAGCUCCGCCACGCCCGUCGACGACUUCCACACCAACGACGUGUGCAGCUUCCCCAACGCGCAGGUCACCAAGCUGCUGCUGGACUGCGGCGCCCGGGUCAACGCCGUGGACCACGAGGGCAACACGCCGCUGCACGUCAUCGUGCAGUACAACCGGCCCAUCAGCGACUUCCUCACGCUGCACGCCAUCAUCAUCAGCCUGGUGGAGGCCGGCGCGCACACCGACAUGACCAACAAGCAGAAGAAGACGCCGCUGGACAAGAGCACCACGGGCGUGUCGGAGAUCCUGCUCAAGACGCAGAUGAAGAUGAGCCUCAAGUGCCUGGCAGCGCGCGCCGUGCGCCAGCACCAGAUCACCUACCGCAACCAGAUCCCCAAGACUCUGGAGGAGUUCGUGGAGUUCCACUGAGGCCCGCCGGCCUUUUAGUUUUCUAACCGGUCCCCGUGGUGCUGGCGGUGGCGUUUUUGAACUUUUCUAUAAAACAGAAAAGCGGCGCUGUGCAGCAGGCGUGCUCGGCCCCGCCCACCCGCCUUAUCCCCAGUCCAGCAGCCGCCGCCGCCGCCGCUCUCAUGCUCUCAGACAGCAGGUCAGUUCAAAGCUUCACUGUCGGUUUCAUUUCUUUUUCUUUUAGUCUCACUGAGAGUCCUGGAGUCCUCAGAGGGGCCUGAGCCUCAUGUUGAACACACCAGUCUGUCUUCAGGCUCAUCAAACCUUUAUUCUUUUACAUUUAAAGGUUUUUCUCACUUGUUGCUCCACUUUUAUCAGCAAUAACUAAACCUGAAGCCGCCAGAGAAAAGUCUUUGUUUCUUGGACUCAAUAUUUUUGGGGAGAUUCUCCAGUGUUUUGUAUGAAAACUGUAAAAGAAGUGAAACCGGCAUGAAGGCGGAUUGAACCGGCCUGAUGUGGCAGAAAGCUGUCCUGAGGAGGAGGAGGAGGGAGGAGGAAGAAGAGGGUGGGAGCUUUUAAUGUGGAAACAUUCCUCUGCAGGGUUUCAGAUCUUUAGCUCGGGGCUCGUUUUGUUUUUUUAAUUCUUUUCUUGAUUCCUUCCUCUCGUCCGAACAAGCUCUUCGUGCCACUUUCAAAAAGUGCUUUUAACAGAGUUGGAAUGGUUUUGCACGUCUCUGCUCCUCACAUUGUGAUCCUUUGUUUUAUCUGUGAUCCAUUCAGCUCGCUGGCUUCCCCUCAGCAGGCCUCACACGGCCCGGGAGCAGCAGCGGCCUCCAGCUCAGCCUCCAUGCGGCCUGUUUAAUUCCCCUGGGCCGUAUGUUUGACACCCCUCUGCUGUCCGACGCGCCGCUGCUCCCGGUGGCCAGCUGCGGCGUUACCCGGAGCUUCCAGGACGGCUGGACGGCUCGCUGUCUCUACCUUUCAUGAGUUAUUUUCGUCGGAACGCGUCCCGCUCCUUCUAUUUAUUUCAGACCAGAACCUCCAGAGUGAGAAGCUCUCUGAGGAAGGUCACUGCGGCCAUAGACGACCUUCAGGGUGACCUUCAUCAGGAGUUCAGUAGAAACACUACAGAUAUGCAAACUGUUUUUCUCUCUUCAUUUGGGCCUCAUGUUGUGAUGGCGCUGUUUCCGAGGCGGUGACGGGGGUUCAGCUGAAGCCGUUCACCUUCACUCCAGUCUCCAGGCCGCCAGGUGCUCGGCUACUCCACCAGAUUGUAUUUUUGAAUGUAUUUAUCUCUUAUGUUCUGAUGAUUGACCUUUGACCUGGCGUCUCAGACUGCUGCUCCCCCCUCCCCCUCCUCCUCCUCCUCCUUCUUCUUCUUGGGUUCUGUUUUCUGGAAGUUUGUUUUGAGUGUGACAGCUGGUUCUCCGUGUUCCGGGAACGGCGGCGACGCGUCCGAGGGUUUUUACCUUACCUGCAGAGUGAGCCCCGCCACAAUAAAGGCCUCCUGCCUGCAA